AUGGAGGAAACAGUGCAAAAGAUUUUUAAAGCGCAAGACACAAGAACACAGUUGUAUAAAGAGUUUGAAGAGGCAUUGAAGGCAAAUCAUGAAAAAACAAUUGGAUUGGAGCAAAUGGGAAUCGUUGUCCAACUUGUAACAGAAGGUUUAAAUGAGGUUUCCUUAGAUAUCAGAAAGCUUCAAGCGAGUUUAAGCAGCCCUCAGUUACAGAGUUACGUGGAUCAACUGCAAGGAUUGGAGCAAUCCAAAUUACAAAAGACAAUAAAAAUUGAACAGUUAUCCCUGCCUUCAAAUAUCAAAGAUCAUAGUUCAGAAACUGAACAGCUAAAAGAAGAGAUUAAUGCUUUAAUUUUGAAGAUCAAUGAUACAAUUCAGAGUAUAAAGGACGAACUUUAA
This is a messenger RNA of Schizosaccharomyces osmophilus, 396 nucleotides long. Its product is annotated as REX1BD-like protein, implicated in DNA repair. The record is from RefSeq and is a predicted model, not a curated record. Lineage: Eukaryota; Fungi; Ascomycota; Schizosaccharomycetes; Schizosaccharomycetales; Schizosaccharomycetaceae. Bases 1 to 396 code for a protein of 131 amino acids. The transcript has 4 exons.